Molecule: messenger RNA, 1581 nt
Organism: Ostertagia ostertagi
Lineage: Eukaryota; Metazoa; Nematoda; Chromadorea; Rhabditida; Trichostrongylidae
Source: the annotation of a GenBank genome assembly
AUGUCACGUACAAUAACUUUCGUAACUGGUAAUGCUGGAAAGUUGGCGGAAGUGAGAGCGAUACUAUCGUCGUUCGCGCUGUCUGAUGUAGAUGUUGAUGAGUAUCAAGGUGAGCCUGACUAUGUCGCGGAGCGAAAAGCCAGGGAGGCUGCCGAGCAAGUGCAAGGACCAAUACUGGUAGAGGACACAAGUCUAUGUUUCAACGCUUUCAAAGGUCUACCAGGUGUCUACAUCAAAUGGUUUCUGAAGAAGCUUGGUCCAGCCGGCUUGUACCAAAUGCUUGGUCGCUGUCCUGGGCAUAUAGUGAGCCCACGUGGACCUCCAGAUUUUGGAUGGGACCCUUGUUUCCAGCCAGAAGGAUAUCUUCAAACUUUUGCUGAGAUGGACAAAGCCACUAAGAACAAAAUUAGUCAUAGAGCAAAAGCGCUGGAAUUGGUAAUAUUUGUUAUCGGUUGUACUGGAACUGGCAAAAGUGAUUUGGGUGUUGCUAUUGCGAAAAAGUACAAUGGAGAAGUGAUAAGUGCUGACUCGAUGCAAAUAUAUAAAGGACUUGACAUUGCCACAAACAAGAUAACAAAAGAAGAGGCAGCAGGAGUUCCUCACUACUUGAUGAGUUUUGUUGAUGCUGCUACAGCUAAGUACAAUGUUCAUCUCAGUUUCCGCAUGGAAGGCCUGCAGAUUAUUGAGGAUAUCAGGUCUCGUGGCUGCAUCCCGGUAGUGGUCGGUGGUACGGCAUAUUAUGUGGAGAGUCUUUUAUUCGAAGAAAAUAUAAUAGAAACUCCAGGUUCUGAUAGCGAGUCUGAUAGUGAUGGGUGUUUCAACAAUUUGUCGAAUGGUGAACUGCAUCAGAUGCUUGUCGAGGUACUUUCACUGGAUGCAGCAAAAGAAGUCUUAGCGGAGCGGCUAGACAGAAGGGUGGAAAAGAUGAAAAGAAUGGGACUGAGAAGAGAGUUGGAGGAGUACUACGAUGAGAAUCGAAACAAGCUCGUCAACAGAGAUCACUAUGGAGUGCUGCAAUGUAUUGGAUUAAAGGAAUUUGUCCCCUAUCUGGAGUUGUCAAAAGAAGAUAGAGCAUCCCCACAAGGCGAAAUCCUCUUCGAAAAAGGGUGCGAAGAUGUUAAACUCCACACGCGGCAGUACGCUCGGAGACAACGUAAUUGGGUGAAUUCGCGAUUCAUCCGACGGCAGGAAGCUAGAGAAUGCUACUAUUUAGGUACCCUCUUUGAAAAAGACUGGACACUUCUGACCAAGAAACAUUUCUUGCUGAUGGCCUGCGUUUAUGUGGAACAAUGGAUGAGCGGUUGCGAUUUCAAAGAAGAAAUUUGGCAACAAUCUUCAGAACUAAAAAAGUUUCAGUUCACCGGUGAAGCUGAAAAUAGUGUGGAUGCCAACAUGACGCGAUUUUGCGAAGUAUGUGAAAUUUUCGUGGCUGGCACAAGAAAUUGGAAUAAUCAUCUUGCGGGGAAAAAACAUAAGAAUGCUCUUCGGGCUGCAAAACGUCGACUGGAGAAUAGUGACAGCUCAGCAGUGUCAACGCAAAUCCUCAAGGAGCAGCAGCUUUCCGAGAGCUCUCAGUCAUGA